Messenger RNA from Blepharisma stoltei, 1827 nucleotides. The record is from the annotation of a GenBank genome assembly. Lineage: Eukaryota; Ciliophora; Heterotrichea; Heterotrichida; Blepharismidae.
AUGAAGUUACUUGUGACCAUAGCCAUCGUUCAGGUAGCUCUAGGGAUUUCAUGCUCACUCCCACCCUCCGUAAGCGAACAGAAAAAUUCAAAUUUUGAGUUAAAAGCUACCCUCCGUGAGCGAACAAUUUUUUUUUAAAUAUAUAAAUUUAUGAAAAAAAAAUUGAUAUAUAAGUGAUAAUUAUAAUAAUGAAAUCUCUCACUAAUUCUGUUCAAUUUUAGACAGCUUGCAUUCUAAAAAAUAAAUUUUACAAAUUAAAUGAAUAAUUGCUUUAAAAUUAUUAGGAAUUUGGAUUUUCUUUAAAUUAAAAAAAAAAUUGUGAGUGGAGCAAAAUUUUCGUUCACUCACGGAGGGGAAGUCAGAGCUUAAAGCAAUUUAUCCUAUGCUUGAUUUGGAAUGCGAAAAUCCAGAGUCUGUCUCAGAAGGAUCAUCAUUUAUAAAUUCAAUGAUAUCGUUAGCAUCAACAAAGUCUAAAAUAAAAUCUUUAGAAGACAAAAAAGAGCAGCUGGACACCGAGACUGCUUUUGUGCAGCAAAAUCUGAUUGAAUUAAAAGAAAGUAUAUUAAGUGAAAAAGAAAAUUUGAGAAAAAUCGUUGAGCAAAAGAAAAAUGAGGCUCAAGAACUUGCUGAAGUAUCUUCGUCAAGACAAAAACUUCAAGAAAUGAUUGGGAUUUUGCAUAAUGAGCUUUCCUCCCAGCUAGCUGAAAUGAGUAAAAAUAAGGAGAAUUUAACCGCAAUGAAUGAAAAAAUUGAAUGUGCUGAAAAGGAAAAAGCAAACAUUGAGGCUGAAAUAAAUAAGAAAUAUAAAGAAUACCAAGAGCUUGCCUCUGGAACUGAACAACUUAUGAAUAAAAAAGAAUCAAUUGAUAUAGCUUUGAAGGAACUAAAUAAUUCUAUUAGCCUUGAGUCAACCCAUAUUUCUGAUCUAUGCUAUUAUGAUAGGUAUUUAAAAUCCUGCUUUAUGGGUCUUCCCUUUCCACAUUAGUGUCUCAAAUCUCCUUUUAAACUUGAGAGACCCACCGAGACAGUCUAACUCGCCUUAUCCUUAUUUCAGCCAUCUUGAGAAAGAACUCAAUAGUUUUCACCAUUCGGGUAAGCAACUUAGGAAUGUAGCCACUCUGAACUAAGUGGUCUGUAAAAAGAAAUGCAAUUAAUAUUCAAGGAUCCAGGACUAAAACCUGCAGACUAUAGAAUUGUUCUUGAGGUGAUUUGAUGCAGCUGGACCAAAAUCUUACCUCAAAUCAAGCAGAGUAUAUAUAAGACACCUGCCGCUAAGAUGGCGGGUCGCUCGUCUCCAUCCAUUUAUUAAAUCAUAUUUCUGAUCUAAAAAAAGAAAAGUCAGAAAUCGACCUAGAACUAGUCAAAGCUAACCAAGAAUACAGAGAGAUUGUGAAUGCUAACCAACUAUACAAACUUCAAAUUGAAAACUCCGACUCGCAGCUGAAAGCGCUAGAAGAAACCAUUUUACAAUUAAAGCAUGAAAAGCAAAUUCUUGAACUAGAAAUCCAGGAAAAAGAAGAAGCUUUAAAAGAACUAAAAGAGAAAACAGUAAAGGAAACAGAGGAUUUUGAGGUUGAAAAGAACGAACGGCAAAAUGUGCUGGACGGGCUGAAAAUAGCAAUAACUCAGACAAAAAAGCAAGCGAAAGAAGAUUUGGAAGCUCAAAAACGAAUAGAGACAGAACAAAGAGAAAGAAUACAAAAGCUUAUGGAAAGUGAAAGCAAGCUUAUUGAAGAACAGAAGGCUGCAGUGUUAGAGCUGCAAACAAAAGAAAAAAGCUUUUCUGCUGAGAGCAAAUCAUUUCUUGGAAAAACUCAAUCAUGGUAA